UCUCUACGUCAAAUCGACCAACGUCUUCUAUUUUCGGCAAUGGGCGCCUGCGGCGACCUUCUAUUCGGCAUACGCAUCUACUGGAAGGCGGCCUUCAGCGUAAUCUGGCCCAUAGUUCUCCUACCCGUUAUCAUAACCGACUACAGCGAGCACAAGAGGUGCCUCUACGUGAUCCUGCUGAUGGCCGGCUACUGGAUAACAGAAGCCAUCCACAUCGCUAUCACAUCACUCAUACCGAUUCUGCUGUUUCCCAUAUUCAACCUUAUGAACACCGACGACGUCUGCAAGAGCUACAUGAAGGACGCCAACAUGAUGUUCAUAACUGGACUGAUAUUGGCGAUAGCUGUGGAGUAUUCUCAUCUGCAUGAGAGGAUAGCGCUGGUAGCUAUCGAUGUUGUUGGGGUCAGUCCCAAGCUGCUGCAUCUAGGUAUUAUGUGGAUAACAGCCUUCAUCUCCCUAUGGAUUUCCAACACGGCAGCCACAGCCAUCAUGCUCCCGAUCAUAACCUCAAUCCUCUUGGAACUGGAAGGUCAAGGUAUAGGAACCAUCUACGUGCGAGAAGCUGAACCCUACGUAUCUCAAGUACAAAUGGAAGAUACUAGAAGGCCGACCAAGUCCACGAUGUGUUACUACAUCAGCGCCGCCUAUGCUGCUUCCAUAGGCGGGAUGGGCACUCUCAUAGGCACGGGUACCAACCUGACCUUCAAGGGGAUCGUCGAGGCCACUUUCAAAGACGGCGACGGGAUAGACUUUGGUUAUUUCAUGCUGAUAACCGUGCCCAUGGUUAUUGUGCUGAUGAUCUUCGCUACGCUCCUUCUUCAACUGUGGUUCCUAGGCUUGCUGAGACCGAACUCAAACGAUGCUCAGAGCAUAGCGAUAGGACCGGAGGGUGUAGCCAUUUCCAAACAGGUAAUCUCUGACCGCAGGACCCAACUAGGACCGAUGACCUUCCACGAGAUAGGCGUCCUGUCCUGCUUCAUCCUUGCCAUCGUCCUGUGGAUAACCAGAGAGCCCCAAGCGUUUCCGGGCUGGGCCCAACAGUUGACAGACCUCAAGGUCCAGGACAGUUCUGUCGGGGCUGCCAUUAUCCUACUGCUGUUCUGCAUACCGGCCAAACCGAACUUCUUCAACGUCUUCAGCGAGGACGAGGCGAAGAGGCCAAAAGAGCCUUCCACCGGGUUGAUCACCUGGAAGUUCAUCUAUCGAAAGAUGCCUUGGGGUCUGAUCUUCCUGAUUGGAAGCGGUUUCGCCAUAGCGGAUGCUGCCAAGUCGAGCAAGAUGAACGAUUAUAUCGUCCACAAUAUGGGUAACUUGGAUGGGUUUCCCCCCUACACCCUGAUGGUCCUAGGCUGCAUAGUGGCAGGUCUGCUCACCCAGCUCACCAGCAACGUAGCCAUCGCCAACAUAACCUUGCCGAUAAUGGCCGAGCUGUCUAGGAAGACCAAGAUCCACCCGUUAUACUUGAUGUACCCGGUGUGCCUAUCCUGUUCCUUCGCCUACAUCCUGCCUGUGGCAACGCCUCCCAACGCCAUCGCCGCUGCUGCUUGCAACAUGAGGACGGUGCAGAUGGCGCUGAUAGGAUCGCUGCUGCUGAUCGUGUCGUGGCUGGUUCUGUUUUGUACUACGCCCUUCUUGGCCGGUUUGGUGUGGGAUUUUAACAGUUUCCCGGAUUGGGCGAACAAGGCGGACAACGAAACUUUCGGAAGAUAAGAUAGUGGUUAGGAAUGGUGAUUUUGGAUGUUUUUGAAGGUGUAGAUGGUGAAUGGAAUUGGUGAUGGAUGAAUCGGUGGAUUUUGACUUUGGUGGACCUAUUUCUAUGCCAAGCUUGUAUAAAAUUUGUCGGCAUAGGUAUUUGUGUUUGUUUGUAAAUAAUUAAGUUUUGAAUUCGUUGAGAUUUUUAAGAAUAAAGCAAGACAACUAAG
This is a messenger RNA of Harmonia axyridis, 1922 nucleotides long. Its product is annotated as protein I'm not dead yet-like. Gene Ontology annotation, biological process: monoatomic anion transmembrane transport; citrate transport. The transcript is spliced from 4 exons. Bases 40 to 1710 code for a protein of 556 amino acids. The record is from RefSeq and is a predicted model, not a curated record. Gene Ontology annotation, cellular component: membrane. Lineage: Eukaryota; Metazoa; Arthropoda; Insecta; Coleoptera; Coccinellidae. Gene Ontology annotation, molecular function: citrate transmembrane transporter activity; succinate transmembrane transporter activity.